GCUUUCCAAUCUGCUGAUUUGGGUCCUACUUUAUUGACAAGACCUGGACAACCAGCACUUACCAGAGUACCUCCACCUAUUCUUCCAAGGCCAUCACACCAGACAGGAAGUAGCAGUGUGAACACUUUCAGACCUGCUUACAGCUCAUUUUCUUCAGGAUAUGGUGCCUAUGGAAAUUCGUUUUAUGGAAGCUAUAGCCCUUAUAGUUAUGGAUAUAAUGGGUUAAACUAUAACCGCCUCCGUGUAGAUGAUCUUCCGCCUAGUAGAUUUGUUCAGCAAGCUGAAGAAAGCAGCAGAGGUGCAUUUCAGUCCAUCGAAAGUAUUGUACAUGCAUUUGCCUCUGUCAGUAUGAUGAUGGAUGCUACCUUUUCAGCUGUGUAUAACAGUUUUAGGGCUGUAUUGGAUGUAGCGAAUCAUUUUUCCCGAUUAAAAAUACACUUCACAAAGGUUUUUUCAGCUUUUGCAUUAGUUAGGACUAUAAGGUAUCUUUAUAGACGGUUACAACAGAUGAUAGGUUUAAGAAGAGGCUCCGAGAAUGAGGACCUAUGGGCAGAAAGUGAAAGAACUGUGGCUUGCCUUGGUGCUGAUGACAGAGCGGCUAACUCAGCAAAAUCUUGGCCGAUAUUCUUGUUCUUUGCUGUUAUCCUUGGUGGUCCUUACCUCAUCUGGAAACUGCUAUCUACCCACAGUGAUGAAAUAACAGACAACACCAACUGGGCAAGUGGUGAGGAUGACCAUGUAGUUGCUAGAGCAGAAUAUGAUUUUGCUGCCCUAUCUGAAGAAGAAAUUUCUUUCCGUGCUGGUGAUAUGCUCAACUUAGCUCUCAAAGAACAGCAACCCAGAGUGCGUGGUUGGCUGCUGGCUAGUCUUGAUGGUCAAACAACAGGACUUAUACCUGCUAAUUAUGUCAAAAUCCUUGGUAAAAGAAGAGGUAGAAAAACACUGGAAUCCAGUAAAAUUUCCAAGCAACAACAGCCUUUGACCAACACAACACUAAUUAAAGGAGCCACAGCUGCUGAUUCUUUGGAUGAACAGGAAGCUGCCUUUGAAUCUGUUUUUGUUGAAACUAGUAAGGUUCCAGUUGUACCUGGUUCCCCUGGAAUAAGUGGAGAUAAACAAGAUCUUUGAUAUCUUUCAUGUUUGCCUGCAGUUGAACUAUAGAAUACUUUUUUAAAAUUACUUCUUAUGUAGGAAUUAUUCUAUAGUCCAAUGAACACACUUAUUGCUAUUCCAGGUGUUUUGCUGCUAGAAAUUGUUAAAGUGGUACACUAGUAUCUUGGUCUAGUGACCUGGUUACAUUUUACAAGUUAUUGGGCCACAAGGAUGUUUGUUUCACCUAGAUUUUAAGAUUAUGAAAAAUGUUUUAUUUUCAUCUUAUUUAAAAACCUAUGUUUAUUGCCUGGCCCAGUUGGAAAGUUGUCCUGUACACCAAAAAGGUUGCAGGUUCAAUCCUGGUCAGGGUACAUACCUAAGUUUUGGGUUCUGUCCCCAUUUGGGGCACAUAACAGAGACAACUGAUCUCUCCCUCUUUCUCUUUUAUUCUCUCUCUCUCUCUUUCUUUCUCUUUCUCUUUGUCUCUAAAAUCAAUAAACAUAUUCUCAGGUGAGGAUUUUUUUAAAAAGUAAAACCCUAUGUUUACUGAAGGAGUAAGAGUAAUGAACUACAGAAUAUACUAUUUGCUUCAGUAGAGAUUAUUACUGUUUUUAAAAUUCUACAUUAAUUGUCUUGAAAUCCUCAGAAAUUGAGUGCUAAUAUAUGAAAACAGGAAAAAAGGCUAAUUUUUUUUUUUUACAACUUUAAUUAUAUUGAAUAAUAAAAAUUUUCUGAUCUGUAUUACAUUCAGUCUUGGGUUUGUUUUAGGCAAUAAAAUAUUUUUGCCCACUAACAAUUGAUACCAUUAUCAUUUAUUGUGUUUUUAAAAAUUUAUCGUGGAAAGGUCACUAGAAGCAUUGUGAAGGAGAUGGUUCUAGAAUAUAUUUAGCCCUAAUAGUUUUCCCUGCUACUAAAAAGGCUGACAUUUAUCUCUCUUACAGAUUAUUUCCAUGUCUUCUGAGGAGCAAAUAACUUUUUUCCCUUUACAAUAUGACUAGUUUCAUCCUGGAUGGAUCAGGAUAUAAGAAAGAUUUCCUUUCUCUUUCUCCAACCAGGACUCAAGUCCUUGGAGUUUGUGCAUAAUGAUAUAGUCAAUCCUAGCAUUUAAAAUCUUUUCAUAGAUUCUCUUCUCACUAAUAUAAUUACUUUUCAAGAGUACAUAUUCAUUCAGGCUGUUCAUUGAAAAUACACUUUAUUUUAGGUUUAAUUUUUACUACUUGAGACUAUAAAUAAAAUUCUGAAUUGCCAUUUAACAUAUGAUAAGGCUAUUUGAUUUUUUUGUUUAAUAAUGACUUUAUAUGCAGUUAAAUUUCACUGAAUAUUUACACACAAAAUUGGAAAAUUUGUAUACUUGCUGUGAUUAUACUAUGAAAUAAUACUAUCAGGAAUACAGGUGUACAAGAAUAUACUCACAGGUAUAUUAUUUCCCAUUUUGUUCUAGUAGAGGUUCUGCUUUGUUAUAGAGUAAUUAAUAGAAAUUUUAUUCUUGAAACAAUUUUUUGAUAAAUUAUUAAAUUUGAUGUUGAGAUAUCUGAACUGAAUGCUGUAAGUGAAGUGUAGAGGUGAAAUGUUGAUUCAGUCUAUUUAGAUUAGAAAAGGUGAGUCUUUACAAUAGAAUUUGUGACUGGUAUUAAAGAUGUAGAGGGGAAAUAGUAUAGAACCGAAUGAAUAACGAAUAAUUUCACUUUUCUUAGAGUGUUUAUUAUAAUCUUUUUAUUAUGACAGUUUUAAUAUACUUUUUUUAGAUGAUAUUAAAUGUAAUGUUCAAGGCUUCAAUAUUGUUAUUUUUAGGAACUUAUUUAAGGAGUACCACUUUACAGAAAUUACUAAAACCAAACAUCAGUUAAAUAAAUUAAUAAAUCAGAAAUUACAAUAAGAAAACAGGUUUUAUUUACAGUUUUUUUUUCUGAUUUUAUUAGUUUAGAAAGGAAAAGGUAAAAAGACAAUUUUCAUGUUCUAACAUGUUAUUUAUGUACUUGAUUUAGUCUUUCAGUUUGUCAUAAUUACACAUUUACUUGAAUCUAGCAGUCCUUUAUCUUUAAUGGAAAAAACAAAUUGAAUGCAGUUAAAAUUUUAUUUUUAAUUGUGAAAUUACUUUUAUUGGACAAAUAAAAAUACAUUAAACUUGA
Messenger RNA from Myotis davidii, 3221 nucleotides. It is a transcript of the gene PEX13, whose product is annotated as peroxisomal biogenesis factor 13. Gene Ontology annotation, molecular function: protein binding. Gene Ontology annotation, biological process: protein import into peroxisome matrix, docking. The transcript has 4 exons. NCBI's taxonomy places the organism in Eukaryota, Metazoa, Chordata, Mammalia, Chiroptera, Vespertilionidae. The coding region runs from base 349 to 1128 and encodes 259 amino acids. Gene Ontology annotation, cellular component: peroxisome; peroxisomal membrane; peroxisomal importomer complex. The record is from RefSeq and is a predicted model, not a curated record.